AUGAAUCACAUUUCGCAUACCGAUUACCCACCGGAGUUGUCUAAACAGGAGGAGCAGUAUUUGCUGUCCAAUCUCAAGGACUGGUCGAUAGCUCAUGGCCUAGCGGUUCGCCCGGCUCCGUCAUUCGUCCAGCCAUCGCAGGAUCCGUCUGGGGUACUCGCAAGCACAGCACCAGUCACUUUGUUUCCAAGCUUGUUCCCACGCUCCUGCUUCGAGCAGGGACUUUCCAUACAAAAGGCUUACAACGAGUUGUACUCAGCCAUUGCUAGAGACGAGUCAUGGCUGAAGAGCAUUGUAGAGGAGCUUGUACGUGUUGACGACUUCGUUGCAAAGCUAUGGCAGACCCAUCUUGAAGUCAAGAAGGAAGGCUACGUGCAAGACCUCUCCUUGGGACUUUUCCGCUCAGACUACAUGGUACAUCAAGACCCUUCGCAGUCCAAUCCGUCAUCCGGCCUGAAACAGGUCGAGUUCAACACUAUUGCAUCCUCGUUUGGCGGGCUAUCCUCCCAAGUUUCCGCAUUACAUAAAUACCUACUCACCGUCGACGCUUACCCAGACUCGACACUGUCCAUUAUAAAGCACGAGGCUUUGCGACAGAGCCAAUCUGCUUCUUCCUUGGCAAAGGGCCUCGCUGCUGCACACAAGGCAUACGGAUCUUCGCGCACUAAACGUCCUCUCUGUGUGUUGUUCAUUGUACAAGACCCGGAGAGGAACGUGUUUGAUCAGAGACAUCUCGAAUACGCCUUGCUUGAAGAGAAUGGGGUCCGCGCCUUCCGAUUAUCGUUCGGCGAGACAUUGUCUCACACACAGCUCGACACAGACCGUACCUUGGUCUAUACACCACCAAAUUCGCCCUCGAAAUCAUACGAGGUAACGACCAUUUACUUCCGAGCAGGGUACUCACCGGAUGAUUACACAAAAGAUGAAGACUGGGAUGCCCGUGUUCAGCUUGAAAAAAGCCGUGCCAUCAAGUGUCCGAGCGUCAUGACACAGCUCGCUGGCUGCAAGAAGGUUCAGCAAGUGCUUGCUACACCACAUUCGCCGCACCUCAAGCGAUUCCUUCCCGAUGAAAAGGUCGCUUCACGUGUGCUGGAAACCUUUGCCCCAAUCUACCCGCUCGAUAAUAGCGAGGCUGGCGAAGAAGCAAAGAAGCUUGCGACAGAGGCCUCGUCGGCCACAAAGUAUGUGCUGAAACCUCAACGAGAAGGAGGCGGAAACAACAUCUACCGGAAGGCCAUUCCACCAUUCCUACAGAAGUUGCCCGAAACCCAUUGGCCGGCGUACAUUCUGAUGGAGAUGAUCGAGCCGCCUCCACUGACAAAUGCCAUUCUUCGGAACGGUGAAUUACAAAGGGGUGGCGUCAUUUGCGAACUUGGAGUAUAUGGUGUAUGUCUGUGGAGGAAUGGAAGUGGAGCUGAGAAAAAGGGCGAAAUAUUGGAGAAUUGGGAGGCUGGAUAUCUUCUCCGCACCAAAGGUGACCAGAGCGAGGAGGGUGGUGUGGCAGCGGGUUUCGGAGCGGUGGACAGCUUAUGUUUAGUGGACGGAUGA
Messenger RNA from Alternaria atra, 1548 nucleotides. RefSeq lists its product as uncharacterized. Gene Ontology annotation, cellular component: cytosol. Gene Ontology annotation, biological process: glutathione biosynthetic process. The transcript has a single exon. Lineage: Eukaryota; Fungi; Ascomycota; Dothideomycetes; Pleosporales; Pleosporaceae. Bases 1 to 1548 code for a protein of 515 amino acids. The record is from RefSeq and is a predicted model, not a curated record. Gene Ontology annotation, molecular function: glutathione synthase activity; ATP binding; glutathione binding.